Messenger RNA from Heteronotia binoei (common prickly gecko), 4644 nucleotides. RefSeq names its product KIAA0513 ortholog. The transcript has 13 exons. NCBI's taxonomy places the organism in Eukaryota, Metazoa, Chordata, Lepidosauria, Squamata, Gekkonidae. The coding region runs from base 297 to 1559 and encodes 420 amino acids. The record is from RefSeq and is a predicted model, not a curated record.
GGGUCCCUCCGCCUCCUGCCGUCCUCACGUGGCCGCUCCUCCUCCCCGCCUCGGAGCCUGCGCGCUGCAGGUCGGAGGAGCCGGAGCCGGGCAGGGGCGCGCAGCUCGGCAGCCGGGAGCCCAGCUACCUUGGGAAACACAGGACGAAGAGGCAUGCCUGGUCUAUAGCUCUUGCAAUCCCAGAAUCCUCUUUGCUACCUGACUCUAAAUGGCCUCCGAAGUCCCCUGACAGGGAAACCGAGCCAACAGUCCACAGUGCCAAUUGAUGCCACACAGCCGCCUGUUUCCUCGGCACCAUGGAGGUUCUGGAUGUACCCGUCGGGAACCUCAUUGACUUCGACUCCGAACCUUCCACCACCGACACUUCCGACUCCGUCCCCCCUCCUUCUCUUCCGGCUCCGGAUGGCAACGGGCUGCUGGACCACUUGACGGACGACGUGACUGCCGUGGCCGAGGAGAGCGACGCCACCGAAUCGGCGGACAGCGAGAACGACACCACGGACUCCCCCACGCACCACAGCUGGAACAACCACCGCCGGUCUUCCUCCGAGUCCUACUCGUCCAAUCAGAGCACGGAGUCCGCCAAGGACGAAGCGACGGCUGCCAACCGGGAGUUUAUUCGGCAAUACGUGGAAAAGAUCUUCACCGGCGGGGAGGAAUUUGACCAAGAGGAAAAGGCGAAGUUCGGGGAACUCUGCAGUGGGGAGAAUGCGAAGGGCAGGGAGUGGUUUGCCCGAUACGUGAGUGCUCAGCGCUGCAAUUCCAAGUGUGUCUCGGAGCAGACCUUCUACCGGCUGGUGCAGUCUUUUGCCGUGGUGCUUUUUGAGUGCUUCCAAAUGGAUGACUUCAGCCCAGCAAAGAACCUCAUGACCAUGUGCUUCACCUACUACUACAUUGGCAAGCUGCAGGCUCUGCCCUCUGAGGCCAAAGAGAAGCCCACCGGAAGCAUCGAUUCCUACCUGAAGUCCGCCAACAGCUGGCUGGCCGAGAAGAAGGACAUUGCAGAGCGGCUGCUGAAGAACACCAAGACAGAGAACAUGAAGGGCUUCUUCGGGAGUUUCGAGUCCAAGCUGAAAUCCCCCAUGGCCAGGAAAAGCGAGGAUGGAGAAGAGAAGCCGAAAGAGAGAAUCCAGAAGUCAGUUUCUCUGUACACCCCGGAGGAGGAAGAAGAAAAGGCCGGGGAGAAGAUCUACCUGUACAUGCACCUGAAGCAGCAGCCCAUCUGGCACACCCUGAGGUUUUGGAAUGCAGCCUUCUUUGAUGCCGUCCACUGCGAGAGGCGGAAACGGUCGCCCACCACCAGAGGGAAUGCUGGAGAGGAAGAGGAAACAAGGGAGAAGUGGUGCCACAUGACCCAGGAAGAGCGGGAUGACAGCUUGAGAUUUAAUGAGAACAUCACCUUUGGACAGCUGGGCACCUUCACCCACAACAUGCUGGCUUUUGGACUGAACAGGAAGCUCUGUAACGAUUUCUUGAAGAAGCAGGCAGUCAUUGGGAAUCUGGACGAAGAGCAGUUCAAGCUCUUAAGCGACCACAUCGACCAGAUGGCCACCGAGUAAAGACGCAGCCGGCCUGCUGUAUCCGGGAAUCGAGCGCGGAAGCCGGCGAGGGCGGAAGGGUGGAAAACCCGUCUGAAACUGCUGCAAUGCUAAGACGGGCUUUUAAAAACAAAAAAUAACAAAAAAAAAUAACCAACCAACUGCAAGAAACCUGCAUGACCAUCAUCCAACUGUGUAGAGCUGCGCUGGGCAGCCCGUAGAUGUUAGGAGCUCAGCCAUCCAAGACUCCUGCCCGGUUUUGCCGCCCCCUCCUUUCCUUACAGCCGCCUCCUGGUGAGCUACCUGAAUAGUGUUGCAGGGGAAUUUUCUGUCUGGGAGGCAGACAGGAAAAGGAACUGCGAGAGACUCUGUAGAGGUGGGAAGCCCGCCUCCCUCGGCGUCGUUGCCAAGGGUUCCUUGCCAGGUUUGCGCUGCUCCACUUUUAAUAGUGAAUUGUUAAGCUUGGAAACGGGUGCGAGAGAUGGGGAAAGAGGCAGCCGGUUCCUCUGCUGCUGUGUGACGUACUAGAGAAAGCCAGGGCUUUGGAAGGCAAGGAGAGCUGAUGCGGUGGAGGAAGGCGGUGGGAAUGACUCCACGGCCUGGUUUGGAGACUUUGUGGUGAAUCCAAAGGACGGCUGCCGGCAACUGUUUCCGUAUCUUUCCUACAGAGUUAAGUGUGAAUGUCCGUCCAGAGGGAAAUUGUAAGGGCCCUUUUGCUGGGCCCUUUCUCCCGGCCACUUCCUUGCUACGAAGCGAAGGUGCAGAAAAGGCCCGGCAGAGGUGUCGAGAAGUUCAAACUCUUUUCGAAUGGUCAGGUGGAUCCGUGCUAAAAGGUAGUGGAGAAAGAGAGAGUCUGAUCCUGGAGUGCCAACUCCAUAUCUCUGGCAGUGUUUUAUUCAGAGUUGUAUUACAGGUCUCUGUGUAUGUGAAUCUUCCGGCCUCUUUGCCGUGGUGUUUGUUUUUUUAGUGGUUAGCCUGCAGAAAAUAGCCAUGGGGGGGGGGGCGUUGCCCUUUUUCAAGCCUAGGUGGAAAGAGAAGCAGAGGCGCAGCAUUUCGGAGGCGACGUUGGCGUCCUCCUCCUUCAGCAGGCUGGUCUGUGACCACCUUUGUAAAAAUCCGACCGCUGCUCAGGGGGCCAUUUUGAAGCUUAAGCUGAGGACUUUCCUAGCGGAGUGAACGGCUGACGGCCAUUUCUUGGCCCAUCCCUCUCGAACCAACUUUACCAAGGCUUCCUAGAGGAUGUGGUUAAUUAUGCCCUCCGCGUUUGUCCUCAAGCUUAGUUCAACCUCACUUUGUGGCCAGUUAAAUCCUCUUUCACUGUACUUCCACAACAACAACCAAAAAGUUGUGUGAGCUUUUACUCUUGGAUACCGGUAUAACUGGGGUGUGUAACUCCAGAGUUAUUCAAUGACUACUUGUACAGUGGAGAUCUGUAGCUACCUACUGUAUUCUGCUAGGCUCCUUGGGAGGGAGUGAUAGCAAGCGAAGGGCUGUUUUGCUCUUGUGCACACGUGUUUUUCAGGAACUCCGGAGAUUUUGGACAUAUUUAGUCUGUGCCUGUAACUUCCCUUGAGUCCAGUAGAGGGAACCCAAGAGCAGGUUUAGGAAUUCUUUUCUAUUAGGCCUGAAAAAUUCUUCUGUGUUUAGUCUAAACUAUGAAAAGGGGCUUGUUACAUUUGAUGGAUGUGGGAGGGGAGGAAAUAGCAUCUCAUUUGAAACUAGACUUGGAGUGCCUUGGAAGUGGUUAUCUAACAAACGAUAGGCCAGGGGAACUGCAGCAGAAAUCUGGAUAUUUCCAGCAGGGUCGGCGUGCAAAAUCUCCAUAGAUCUACCUUGAAAUGACAAGUUCGGGAACAAACAGUGGGUUUUGGGAGUUGCAGUAAUGAGAGAAGCGGUAUCUGCUGAAAUUCUCCCCCUUGUGCUGCUGUUGGAAGACACUUUUUCCUGGGUUUAGCCCUGGGAAAUUUUAACAGGCAGUCCUCAACCAUCUCUGAGAUUUUCAGAAAUCCUACCAAGAUCUUUUCGCUAGUGCAGGAUGAGAUUAAGGCCCCCCCCCACACCUUUCACGUUGCAAAGUAAAAUGAAUGUGCAGAGCGACAGCCAAAAAAGGAAGAGCUUGUGGUUUAGCAGGAGCAGAAUUCCCGUCUGUACCUGGCGCAGGUUGGACUUUAGAUGUUGACUGUAAAGUCGAUCACGAUGGGAAAAAACGGUCUGUCUCCAUCCUCUUGAUGGCUGCAAGGCUAUAUUUUUAACUCUAUGCAUAUCGUCACGUGGUGAUACCUUAUUCCCUCCCAGACUCUUGUAACGAGUGCUGACGUGAACUUUUCCUUCCCAACUUCCAUUAUUUAAUUUGGAGGGGGAACGCACUGAGCCAUUUGGAAGGGGAAAAACUCGGCGACUUUCUGAGCUUGGUCACUGGGCGUAAUUGAAUGUUGUCCGUGUGAAAGUGGAAGUCUUUAUUGCAAUCUCCAGGACCUGCUGGUUUGAGAUGCUGUUUUUUUUGGGGGGGUGUAGUAUUGCAUUUCUUGCAGGGGACAAGAAAGGGGGCUAGGCCACUGCUUUUCUUGUUCUUCGAGCGACCUCACAGGCUGGGAUCGAAAGGCAGGAUUCCGCAGCUGCAAACCCACCUGUUCCUUUUUUUCUGCCAAAUUUUUUUUUGUUAAUGCAUCAUCUUGCGUACGUUUCUCCUUCCUCUCAGUAGAUCGCUGUUCUCAGUAUCUAGCAGUGAAAAAUCUCCAUUGUUUCCGAAAGUCUUGAAUCUUUCAAAUACAAUAACAGGCCAAGUGUUCGUGUUGCCAUCUGUUUGUGGCUUUCACUGGAGUUCAUGAUGCUCUGUUCGACAUUUUUAUAUGUAAUAUAUAAAUUAUACGAUGAUAGAUAUCUCUCUCUUCCUCCAAGUUCCGUUGUUUGAUGAUGUGUGUUGCCACGUUCUGGUGUGUCAGGUGUGGUUGUUCAGCGACGGAUGUGUUGUGCUGAAACUGUGUGAUUGUACCCUUUUUGUGGAAUAUUGCUGUUUGAGAAAACAUGCGUUGAGAACGCACCGAGUUUUGGUUGUGAAAGGAUCUGGGGAAACGAAGAUGUGAAAUAAAAACCUUUUUAAAAACCC